CAUAUUUAUAGUUAGCGAAUCAGUAAAUAAUGCAAUGGAAAUCAUUAAAGGUAGUUUAGAUAAUAUUUCCCGAUCUGCAUCGACCGAGCAAACUGGUAACAGAUUUUGUCCUGCUGCGCCUUUUGAGCUGCUUGUUUUGAGCAACGAUUCUGCUGAUUUCCAGCAGAAUGGCAGUGGAGAAAUGGAACACCAUAAUAGAGGCACAGGACCUGGUAAAGGAGAUGAAAAUGAGGAUUCAAAGCUGCAGAGAGCCUUUGAGGAAAUGAGACGACUUGAUGAAAUUCUGUCAGCAGAAAUUUUCAAGGAAAAAGAAAUUCGGUGUCAAAGAAAAGAACUCCAAGCAAAAAUGUGGCAAGAGCUCCAGAGAAAACCUGACAAAUACUCUGACUGUGCUCACGAAGCAUUCAACACAAAGCUGUUUUUGGCUUUGGAAGCCCACACUUGUACAAAUGAAGAGGACCAUUAUGCACCUCUGUUUGAGACCCAGGUUCUGGACUGUGAGCAUGAUGGGGACGACCAAGGCCUGCAGCAAGCUGAAAAGCCGCCUUACAGCUUGACUUCAUCAUUUGAAGGAAGCAGUGCAAAUAAUGAGGGCCUCCGGUUUGUGGAGAGCAACAGCAAAACUUCCAAAACAAAAAACAAACAGAAGGACUUUGUCCAGAGGAACAUCGAGCUGGCAAGCAGUAAUGUGGGUCGAGUGCGCUUGACCCGUGCAGAGAAAGAGCGUCUGGCUGAACUCCUUCAAGAAAUAAACGAAGAGGAAGAGGACAGCGCCAGCGGCACAGACAGUGAGGAGGCUGUGUGGGCUACGUCAGUCUCUGCAGGCCAGGGUUACACCCCAGAGCCUUCUGAUCUGGAGCAUCUGAUGGAGAUUGAUGCUAAAAUUCGCCUCCUCCUUCCUGCUGAAGAACUCCACUCCCUGCAGAGCUCGAACACAGACCUAAGCGUGUUCCAGGGCCUUGGCUCCAAGAUUGGUUGGAAGCAGGAUUGGGACCAGCAGCCAGGAGAGAAGGUCCUGCAGGAUAUAAAGGAGAGGAGAGAACUGGAGACACGGCUUCAAGAGAUCCAGCAGCAGCUGGAGAUCCUGGGUGUUGGCCAGGAGAUGACGAAUGAGUCAGCAGACCUUACUGAGGAGCAGUUGCGUUGUCUGCUGGAUGAAUGUAAGAGGACAGAGAGUCAGAACCAGGACAAUCCAAGGAACAAAACGGUGCCAUCAGGACCUUAAAAACAUUCAUCUUGUCCAUGUGAAUUACUGCCUCCAAAACACAUCACAUUGGUUUUAUUUUCGACAAUGAACUCAUUCAUAAACUAUUACAAAUGAAUGGAAAUACAAAUAUUUACAAAGGCUUAUAAGCAUUUUUUUUAUUCUAAUGGCGUUCUUGUGUUCCAGACGUGGCUGAAUUGCAGUCCAUUGCUACAAUUUAUGUUCUCAAGGAAACAGUUGCUAAGGCACUCUCUGUAUCAACCUAAGUAUCAGUAAAUGACAAAUAACAUUCCUGCCAUUAACUCUAGUGAUUAGAUGCAGCUGCACACAAACUGGAUCAUGGCUAAUUUGAAGAACCACUUCAUGAACACAGUCAUGACACCUCUUUAGGUUUUUCAAUAUGCAUGUCCUUGGCCUUGUUAUUUCAAUGCUUAGCAACACUGGUAUCACAUUCACACAAAGAUGUGUACAUCUAUGUGCAAUCUAUGGGAUUUAUGUGUAAACUUGAGGUUUCUGCUCCUGCACCAGCUGAUCACUGAAAAGGCUUCCUUUGCUUAUUAUCAGUGUAUGAGGGGGAUAGAGUCUGUAUAGAGUUUGUUUCUCACAAUGUUCUGAUCACACUGAGGCUCUGAAACUGGAAGUUAUUUUUUUAUGACCUGUUCUGUCACUAUUGUUUAAUUAUAUAAUAAACUCUCUGAAACUUGUA
Molecule: messenger RNA, 1910 nt
Organism: Xiphophorus couchianus (Monterrey platyfish)
Lineage: Eukaryota; Metazoa; Chordata; Actinopteri; Cyprinodontiformes; Poeciliidae
Gene: fsip1
Product: fibrous sheath interacting protein 1
Exons: 10
Coding region: 35-1225 (396 amino acids)
Source: RefSeq, a predicted model, not a curated record